AAUGAGGGCAUCCCAUGAAUUUAGUCCUGUGACCUUCUCUCCAUCGUCUUCUUCCUAGCUAUGCUUGCUUGCUAGAUGCUUUUGUAUCGAUUUGAUUCAAAUCGUUGCUGCUUGCAUCUGAUUUGCGGAGCUUCUGUCUAUGUCGGGUCUUUACAAUUCCAACUUUUCGCCUGCUCGGGCUGCCUCUCCGCAGAUUACUUCAACUAACCCUGAUGUAGAGAGUAAUCGGUACUUGUCGGAGCUCUUGGCGGAGCAUCACAAGCUUGGGCCAUUUAUGCAAGUUCUUCCCAUUUCCACGAGGCUCUUGAAUCAAGAGAUCAUGCGGGUUACUGGGAUGGUGCCGAAUCACGGCUUCAGUGAACUUGAGAGACUAAGACACAGAAGUCCGAGCCCUAUGGCCUCUGCAAACUCUCUGUCAAAUGUUGCUGGGACUGGAUUAUCAAGCUGGAAUGGACUACCGCAAGAGAGACUGGGUGGGCCUCAUGGAAUGACUAUGGAUUGGCAAGGAGCACCAGCAAGUCCCAGUUCAUACACCGUCAAAAGGAUUUUACGUUUAGAAAUUCCUGUGGACAGCUUUCCUAAUUUCAAUUUUGUUGGCCGACUGUUGGGACCUAGAGGAAAUUCACUUAAACGAGUUGAAGCCACUACUGGAUGCCGGGUAUAUAUCAGAGGGAAAGGUUCAAUAAAAGACCCUGACAAGUUGCAGGAAGAGAAGCUGUGUGGGCGACCUGGCUAUGAGCACCUUAAUGAACCCCUCCAUAUCUUAAUUGAGGCUGAUUUACCAGCCAAUAUUGUUGAUAUGAGACUGAGACAAGCACAGGACAUAAUUGAAGAAUUGCUGAAACCAGUGGAUGAAUCACAGGAUUUCAUAAAGAGGCAACAGUUACGUGAGCUUGCCAUGCUAAAUUCAAAUUUUAGAGAAGAGAGCCCCGGGCCAAGUGGCAGUGUCUCACCUUUUAAUACCAGCAUGAAACGUGCAAAAACAGGACGUUGAUAUCAGUACACAAGCUCGUCAGAGAGUUUUUCUUCCGUGGUUGAUGGAGUAAUACAUGGAUAUAUCUAUGGAAAUGCAUCGUAUCCGUAUUUGCUGCCAAGUUGAUUAUACAACAAAGAGAUAAUUGUUCAAUGGAUGUGAAGCUGAUUGUUUGGGUUGGGUUUUACUACUUUCUUUUUGAUUAAGCAGAACAUCUAAAAGUUUUAAAAAAUGGUUGUAUAGUAUAGGGUUGGUUUAAACCAGGUUUUUGUCAUGUCAGUUCAUGAAAUAUGUAUUCAUUUGAUUGAUUCUAGUGUGAGAUGUGUUAUUAUUUGUACAGACUGCCAUUGAGAAGUUUGGUCUUGUAGAUAUUUUGUUGGGACAAACUAUCCACAAUACUACAUGUUCUUACCAUUCA
Molecule: messenger RNA, 1391 nt
Organism: Salvia hispanica
Lineage: Eukaryota; Viridiplantae; Streptophyta; Magnoliopsida; Lamiales; Lamiaceae
Product: KH domain-containing protein At3g08620-like
Biological process (GO): regulation of mRNA splicing, via spliceosome
Cellular component (GO): nucleus
Molecular function (GO): mRNA binding
Source: RefSeq, a predicted model, not a curated record